Messenger RNA from Lytechinus pictus (painted urchin), 6863 nucleotides. Its product is annotated as branched-chain alpha-ketoacid dehydrogenase kinase-like. The transcript has 3 exons. Gene Ontology annotation, molecular function: pyruvate dehydrogenase (acetyl-transferring) kinase activity. Gene Ontology annotation, cellular component: mitochondrion. Gene Ontology annotation, biological process: regulation of glucose metabolic process; protein phosphorylation. The coding region runs from base 1 to 330 and encodes 109 amino acids. NCBI's taxonomy places the organism in Eukaryota, Metazoa, Echinodermata, Echinoidea, Temnopleuroida, Toxopneustidae. The record is from RefSeq and is a predicted model, not a curated record.
AUGGUGCAAUCGGAGGUCACAUGGAUAUCAGAUCGAGGAGGAGGUAUCCCUCAUUCCAUGUUGAAGAAGGUGUUUCAGUAUCACUUCACUACAGCUAAUGAUGAUGAGAGUGUGAGUGAUAAUGGUGGAGCAUUCGGUACUUUGAUGGAAGCCGUUAAUCAGACUACAGCUGGGCCUCUCUGCGGAUUUGGAUUUGGACUACCUGUAUCAAAGGCAUAUGCAGAAUACCUAGGAGGAUCAAUAUCACUAGAGACCAUGCAAGGAAUCGGAACAGAUGUCUUCCUCAGAUUGAGGCACAUCGAGGGCAAGCAAGAAAGCUUUAGGAUUUAACUUGAAAAGCAUCAUCAAGCUCUCAAAUCAUAAAAAAAGAGGUAUGACAUCUUGAAAUUCAGACCCUUUGGCAUCAUGUCAAUUUGUGGUACCAGUAUUCUCUUGUUGUUGGCUAGGCUUAUACCAAAAAGAUGCAAGUACCAUAAGUUUGUGUUUGCGAGAAAAAGAUGAUCAGAGAAAGGGCCAUUGAUCCUUUAUAAUUCAGAGACUGAAAAUUGUACCCUGGUACAUUCAUUUAUGUGAUGAAAACCAUUUCCAAAGAAAAGCUGUAUAAUUAUUGUUUGAGAUCACAUUUGAUCUCUUUUGUGCAGAUAUGUAAAUCCAGUGGAUAUUCAAAGCUUCUUUUCUGUAUUCUUAAAUCGUAUCUAUCAUUCACUUGUUUGUUUUUACCUUGUUGAAAUGAUGUCCAGUUGUUAAACGAUUACCAAGCAUCUAAAUAACCUUAUGAUAGGACAAAAUGUAAAACAGUGAAAUAAAAUAAGUCUCUAAAAUGAAACUGAUAGGUGACAUUCCUAUUACCCAAAAUAUAGCAUGCAUGGUCAUUGACAUAGAACAAAGAAAAUUGCAAUGUUUUAGAUCUUUGAACUUAAUUAACCAUUUGUUGAUCUAAGUCAACUUUAAGAUUGAUUUUCCUGUCAAGAAUACUAGCUUACACUCCUUUUGAAUAUAGAUAAUAUUUUUUGUCUGUAGUUUUGAUUUUCAAUUUACCCAAUAACAACUCAUUAGACAUAACAAUGUUACCAUUGACUUAUGCUGCAUUAUUUUUUUUUUUCUUCACCAAAUCUUUCAACUAAAAACUUAAUGAGACUUGAUUUGUGACAAUGUGUCUCUUGUGACCAAGAUAUUGGCUAGACAAAGAAUUUUUGUUUGUCAAGUUUUAUCAAAAUAUGGUGAAAAUAGGCUGAUUUAAUGGUUUUAACUUUUUUUACAUUCAUGAGUUCUGUCUUUUGAGAUAAGUAUAAGUAUAAAAUUGAAUAUGUUGUAAGCUUGUUGUAAAUUAUUUUAGCUAAGUUAUAUUACAUGAGCUCAGGUUUUGUGCAUUUCCCUAUUUGGAUAUGGUGCUAGAAGAUGGCUAGAAGAUGUAUAGCUAGUAUGCAUAAAACAAAAAAUCAAUGUGUGCAUCUCGAUAAGGUUAAAGAGUGGCAAUUACCAGAAAAGACUUUACUCUGCCAGUUAAAACUUGGUGUUUUAUAUUAAGAUUAAGAGCUUCAAAUAUUAAGGGGAUAUUGCAAAAAAUAAUUGUAUUCUCUUUGGGCAAAGAGGUAAUUUGUGAGUAACAUACUAGUGUCAUGUCACCAAAAAGAAGGCUGGUGCAGAACUCGAUCAACAUGGAGAUUGAUCCCGUUGCAAAUGUUAUUGUUUGGUUCAUGUUCCAGCUCUACAAUGCCAAAUUCUAUGAAGCUUCUUUCUUACACUUCAGCAAUUAAUGUGCUCCAUUAUCUGGUGUAAGUAAACAAAAUAUAUAUAUAUAUACAUAUACGACUAGGAAACAAAAUGUUCUUGGAUAUUUGGUGGACAGUUGUAUGUAUGCUGAGGUCAGAUCACGGAUGUAGCUGCAGUGACUAACUUUAAUGAACAUAGGCUGAACCAGAGAAUUUUUAGAAAUAUGUGUUCUCUUGUAUGUUUUUCUUAAAAACUAAAUUUCAACAAUCAAUGCAUAGAAUUCAUCAGUUUAACUGAUUUAUCUGUAAGGCAUUUGAAAGAUUGCCCACUAUGUGGAAUGCUUAACUAAUCGAAAUGUUAUUAUUAAUAUAAUCAUAAUUAGAGGUAUUCCGAUUGAACAAAUUGUAAACUUACCUGAUAUAGCACUAUAGGUGGGACAUAUAAACUGAUAUACUGGAAGGAUGUAAUUAUAAUUUGUUCAUUUGUACCCUUUAUAAAAUUUACCUUUUACUCAAAAGAUUAUUUUUAAAGAUACAAAAACAGGAUUUUUUUUUUAAAUCUCAUACAAUUGCACCUAGUUCAGACAUGGCAAGGCACAGCUCAGUUAAAUUUCAAAUUUAGCCAUGGUGAUACAAAUGCCCCCUUUUGUGCUGCACAGGAGCAUUUAAUGAAAAAACUUGUUGGAUGAAAAUGUUGAUGAAAUGCCCCCCUCUUUAUUAUGAUGUCACAAGUCAUAAUUUUAAUGUCGAGUUUUUCUUAGCAUCUUGGAAUAAACAUAAAUGUCCACUAUAAUUCUUUGAAGAAUUUGAUUGGUUCUCAACAUUUUUGUAAUCUGAAUAAAAUUAAAUAUCUUUUGAAUCUGAGGAAACAAAAUUUGUGCCUCAUAUCCCAUUGACUUUGAACACAAAAUGAUGCUGAACUUUAAUGUGCUAUGUUUGAAUUAGCCUUUACAUGUAGAUCUUGCCUUUAUUUGUUACAUAUGUGUUUCACUUUGUAUUUUGUAGGUCUUGAUGCAUCUAAAUACUGCUGAUAGUGAAUUUAUUUUGAAUGAAUAUUGUUUUAUCUUUUGUUUGUUUCAUUUGUUGAAUACUUUGGUUUUAUAUUUCAUGUUGUGUGUAGAUAAGGGAAUAUCUGUGUUAGUUAUUAAUUUUCUAUCCCCUCCAAGUCAUUGUAUUUCAAUCAUUAGUAUCAGGUAUGUAGUCCAGGCUGGUACUUUGAGUCACAAUGCAGAUGGAGGAAACCUUCUCCAAUAGACUUUGUACUAGUGACUCGGGCCGAGUCCGAGAACAUGGCUGGCAAAAUGUGGCCUCAAGGCCGGUCCUAACUACAUCCUUGAUUAGCAUGGAUGAAACCGAUGCCUGGUGUACAGAUACAAGAUACUGGCCUUCCAUAGACUUUGUAGUGUAGAUUUUGACCAAGGCUGGCAAAUGUGGACUCAGGGCUGGCCUUCACCAUAAUAGAGUGAAAUUAACUUCAUUACGGAAGGAACAAAGGUAAAUGUCUGGAGUGGAAUUUACAAGUUUGAUUCAGGAGGAAAUACAGUGUGUUUAUAUUUUAAUUCAUCCUUCAUCAGAUAAUUAGUCUGGAUUUUCAUGCCACCAAGAUAUUCAGUACUUUUUAAUAACAAGACCUGUGUGCUUUUACUCAUAGAUGGCUAUACUACCUGUGUGCACACAACAUAUUCUCAUUCAACACUGCUAUGCAUACAUAUACCUUGUAGUGCAAUGGGUUUAGCUUUCUUUUGACUAAUUUAAUAUCAAAGGAGAGUCAUUGGCCAUUAUCAAAGAUUUCCCCUCUCCUUAAAGCAAAAACAAACUAUUAGAACUGUUAAGAUAUCAUUGUAUUAGUAAAUUUAAAUUUCAAAGUUUUAUUUGUUUUACUUUUACAGGUGUGUGUGCAUAUAAGAUACAAUGGUGUGAAUUUUUUUAAUAUGAUGCUUGUAAUGUUAUAAUUUUAUAACAUUUGAAUGAUCAGUUAAAAGUCUUAGAUUAGUCCUAGCAGAAGAGCAUAACCUUUUAUCUGCUGUCUUUCUGUCUGAUGGAAACUGAGUAGUAAAGACCUUGUGUUUUGUUUAUGUUAGUCACACCCAUCAUAAUUCAUUCAUGAGCUAGAAAGGGUAGUACUAAAGAAAAUCUGUAUUCUUUUGCGCAAAGUUUUUCAUUGCUUAUGCCACCUUGCCUGGAGUAAAUUAUUUAUUUCUCUUUUUUUUUUCUUUUCUAUUCUUCAUGCAGUCUAGUGAUAUGUAACUGAUUAAGACUGUCAAGUAUUAUUAGCAUUUAUUUUUAUCAUGGAAUUUAUGUUUUCAGAGACACAUCCUGUUAUGCCUUUGAAUUUUGAAAAAUAUAUAUAAAUAGUAGUUAACAAGCUAUGUGUUCUGUUAAUUAAUGAUAAAGCAAUUAUAGUUUAUGGUACAAAAAUAGCAUUGGGGAGAAAUUAGUACAUUCAAUGUCAAGUAAUCAUUUGCAUGAGUGUGCUAAAUUAUGGAAAUGGCGUUAAAAAUUUUUGGCGGGAAAUAUGUGAAUUGGCAACACCCUGGUAUUCGAAUUUAGGGGAAAAUCACUUUUUACAUUUUAUGAGUAGAUAACUUAUCAAGUGGUGUUCUGUCUAAAUUUGCCUUAAAUCAUCCCUACAAUCAAUCACUAAAGCUUGAUGUGAUGAGGCCCUCUCUAUCUUUAAACCUAUGUUUAACACAUUAUUGACACAAGGGUAUUUUCAUCACCUUGAAUCAUCUUUAAAUUGCUGAAAAGCGUGCAAAUCCAUCUCUAUAAUACCUUCGGAAUGUCUCCUCUUGCAUAACAUGAUGUUCUUGCAGUAUCCAGUUAAGAGUUAUUCUUGAUGAAUUACAAUAAGCCAACCUGUUGUAAAUCUCGUUAUAUUUUCAUAUAAACUAUCUCAAAAUACAUAUUAGCUUGCGCACAGAGUAUUUAUGUGCUGUUGUUAGCUUUGUGCAUAUUAGACCUCUGACACUAUGCAUCCUGAAUGAAGAUAUAAGAAAAGAUAAUACAAUUUUAUUGUAACUGCGAAGAUACAUCAAUAUUUAUGUGAAGAAAAUAUCAGAAUAUGAAAUGCAUUUGCAUUCUCAUAUUUAGGAUGUGGAGUGAUGCAAAAGCCAGAUUUCUUUCCAUAUUAGGACGGCAUGAUUCUAGAUUCAUUAUACAUGCAGCAAGUCCCCAAUUUCAGUAAUAAGGUAAAAUGCAGGACUUUGGGGAGUGUUUUGAGCAUUUCAACUCUUGUAUUUUGUAUAUAGAGAAAGAGUGGACUUAUUGAAAAUGGCAGCUUGUAUAAUGGACGUGUGAAAAUUUGAUUCAUUGAAAAAUAAUGGUUUGAAUGAAAGGUUGAUUUAUUCCUGUUAUAAGGAAUGAAAUUUUUAAAGGAGAAUGGGUUGACAUGCUAUCUGGUAUUCAUCUUAGUCCAAGUUUCACAAAACUAUCCCAAGUUUUAAUGUUUGUGUGACAUCCAAAAGAAACAUCAAAUAAGUUUGAUUUGAUAUGAUGGUUCUUGUGAAAUAGACCCUAGCUUUAUACCAUUAAACAUUAAAAGACACAAAUAAUUGCAACAUGUAUCAUGUUGGUUUUCUUUCCUUUUUUUCUCUAGCAGCUACUACAGUUCAUGUAUUGUAAAAUAGCAUUUUAUGGUUAUUUAAAGUGAAAACUAGUAUUGCUUUUUACCAACAAUGUGUGUAACAUGAAAAACAGAUAUUAUGCCAAAUAUUGUACAUAUUGGAUAAGGUAUAUAAGAGCUUCGGGCAUUAUGUAGUAAUACAUGUACUCGCAGCAUCAAGCCAAUAGAAAAUAUUAAGUACCGGUACAUGUUUAUGGUCUGAAUAGUGAUUUUCUAUCUCUUUACAUAUCUAUCUAAUUUGUGAAAUAUUUUGUAGGUAUAAACAGACAUUUUCAAAUGUAGCAUGUUCAAAGAUUUUGUUUGUUUGGAUUAAUUCUUUCAUCUUUGCUGAUAACAACAAAAAACAUAAAUGAUAUCCGAAACAAAAUGUGUUGAAUGCAGAAGAUAUUUGUUUUGUUAUAUCAAAGGUAACACUUUGCUAUGCUAUUCGUUAUUCAAAUUAAAUGUAGAAUUAAUCCCAUAUUUGAAUGGAUGAACAUAUAUAACCAUAUAUACCCCAUGUUUUCCAAAAACUUGAUAGUACAUAAAUGGUGAUUAUAAAUAAUUACAAGUAGGCCUAUAAUAGGCCUUGGUUUUGAGAAUGCUUUGUAAAACAUAUGGUACAUUUUUUUAAAUCGUGCUCUGAAUCACAAUGUGACAUGUCUUGUGGUAUAUAGGAUGUGUCAUGUAAUAUGUUUUGAGUAUUAAGACAGCAAUAAAAAAAAUGUAUGGACUGUAUACUACCAUAUUACUUUUCUAGGCCUUUUCAUAGAGUGCUUUAUCAUAGAAAUCUUUUGCUCGUCAUAGCUUAACAGGCAUUCAAGUCAAAUAUUCUCUUUGAGAUAACAUUAUGUAAUGCAAGCUUUGAGUGACGUGUGUUGUAAUUACAAGUAAAGCAUCCAGGAAUAGCGAUCAAGUACUAGUGUGAAAGGUAUUACAUCUUUAAAAUGUCGGGUAGUAAUGGAAAUCUAAUCUUCAUACUAGAUGUGUUGACAUCCCGAGUGGACAUGCGUUUCAUUAGGAUGUGGGUGUAUCUGUGAGAUUUGUGAAAUAAUUAUGACCAAGUCAUUUCAUGGUACACCAUGUAUUUUUUUGUUGGCAUAUGUUGGUCCUGAAACCACCCAAAUUCGACGUUUGUACAAUUAUGUUCUCGUCAUCUUCCGGAGAAUGCGACAAGAACACACUUGUUUUUAACAUCGAGUUUGGGUGGUCGUUUUCAGGACCAACAUAUGCCCACGAAAGAGUACAUAGUGUACUGUGAAACCACUACCCUCUUCUUCUUUGCCAUAGAAACCUUCAGAAGUUAGACCAAGUAAUUUGCUAUUUGUCUCCUUGACUAUGCUGAAUGUCAAAGUCACAUAAUUGUAUAGCUUGUUUGCCAUACCUUUUUGUCAUGAGUAAUAAUGAAAACAAAGAUUGCAUAAUCAUACAAUACUUCUUUGUUUCAUUCUGUCUGGCCAAAACCAAUGAUGAGCUGCAAGUGAUAUUGUUAUUUCAUAUAUACAUGUAUGUGAGAGUAAUCAUAUUAAAAGGCUUGUACAUAAAAGGCU